UCCUGCAAGGCCUGUGUGGAGCCUAAAGGUAUUACCAUGGCUUCCAGCGCGGUUUCCGUGAAUGCUGCUGGCUCGGCAGAUGAAGCUCCCGAAAUUCCGGACAACGUGGGAGAUUGGCUUCGGGGUGUCUAUCGUUUUGCCACCGAUAGAAAUGAUUUCCAGAGGAACUUGAUCCUCAAUUUGGGACUCUUUGCUGCGGGAGUUUGGCUGGCCAGGAAUUUGAGUGACAUUGAUCUCAUGGCACCUCAGCCAGGGGUGUAGCCGAGUAGACAAUUGGAAUCCUGUGCUGCACCUGAACCUAUAAUCUGUGGCCACCACAAGAUAUGCCUUGAUGGCAGCUGAAGUUUGAUCCUCAUGGGCACCUUCCCCUUCUCUACCUGGUUUCAUUUUGUUCCAAGUCCCCUCAGAACUCCAUUUUCUGGUCAGCAGUCAGACUUCAGCUAAAGCAUUGCCUCUGGUCUGUAAAGUUCUGUACAU
This is a messenger RNA of Nycticebus coucang (slow loris), 477 nucleotides long. RefSeq names its product mitochondrial import receptor subunit TOM6 homolog. Gene Ontology annotation, cellular component: mitochondrion; mitochondrial outer membrane translocase complex. The record is from RefSeq and is a predicted model, not a curated record. NCBI's taxonomy places the organism in Eukaryota, Metazoa, Chordata, Mammalia, Primates, Lorisidae. The transcript has a single exon. The coding region runs from base 37 to 261 and encodes 74 amino acids.